UGUCAGCCGGCUGUCACCAAGCCAGCCACACCACGCCAAACCAGUCGCCAUAGCCGCAGGGAGCGCCGGAGAAGAAGAUCCCUCUCAAUGGUCGCCAACUCGCCAUAGCCACAGGACACCAGUCGGGUCAAGGCGUCCAAUCCUGCGCGGCCGAGCUUUGCCCAGAGACCAUCAUUGCUCCUCAUCUUUAGUUUUUAGUGGGACUGGGAGGUGGGAAAGAAAGCGGCAAGCAGCCAUCAAAAGAGGCCCCAAAGUUCUUGGUGGCCUAGCUGGAUUGGAUUGAUAUUUGGACGAGUGUUCUUCUUGGCUACCCGCCUACUUCUACUUCGUCUUCUUGUUGGCUGCGCACGGCGCCAGCAGCAUCUCCCCACGGCUACGAGACGAGACAGGCCGUGCGCUUCUUGCCCUAGCCCAUCGAGCAGCAGUUGCAUAUUUGCAGGACACAGGAGGCCACUCUGACUCUGAGCUUCGCAUCACCUGCUGACGGACGCCAUGGGAGAGGUCGCGGACAUGUACACCCAAGACGGGACGGUGGACAGGAAGGGGAAUCCCGCCCUGAAGAAGGACACCGGCAACUGGAGGGCAUGCCCCUACAUCCUCGCGAACGAGUGCUGCGAGAGGCUGGCCUACUAUGGCAUGAGCACCAACCUUGUUCACUACAUGAAGACCCGGCUUGGCCAGGUGAACAGCGUCGCCUCCAACAACGUCACCAACUGGUCAGGGACGUGCUACAUCACGCCACUCAUCGGCGCCUUCUUCGCCGACGCGUACCUGGGGAGGUUCUGGACCAUCGCCAGCUUCAUGGUCAUCUACAUUUUCGGACUGGCGCUGCUGACGAUGGCGUCGUCGGUGAAGGGGCUGGUGCCUACGUCGUGUGACAAUGACGGCGUGUGCCACCCGACGGACGCGCAGUCGGCGGUGGUGUUCGUGGCGCUGUACCUGAUCGCGCUGGGAACGGGCGGGAUCAAGCCCUGCGUGUCCUCCUUCGGCGCCGACCAGUUCGACGAGAACGACGAGCGGGAGAAGAAGAGCAAGAGCUCCUUCUUCAACUGGUUCUACUUCUCCAUCAACAUCGGCGCGCUGGUGGCGUCCACGGUGCUGGUGUACGUGCAGACGCACAUCGGCUGGGGCUGGGGCUUCGGCAUCCCCGCCGUGGUCAUGGCCAUCGCCGUCGUCAGCUUCUUCGUGGGCACGCCGCUGUACAGGCACCAGAAGCCCGGUGGCAGCCCGCUGACGCGCAUCGCGCAGGUGCUCGUCGCGUGCGCGCGCAAGUGGAACGUGGCCGUGCCCGCCGACAAGUCGCGCCUCCACGAGACGCUGGACAAGGAGUCCGGCAUCGAGGGCAGCCGCAAGCUGGAGCACACGGACCAGCUCGCGUGCCUCGACAGGGCUGCCGUCGUGACGGCCGAGGACAGCGCCGCGGGGGCGGCGACGGCGACGAGCCCGUGGCGCCUGUGCACGGUGACGCAGGUGGAGGAGCUCAAGAGCGUGAUCCGGCUGCUCCCCAUCUGGGCGAGCGGGAUCGUGUUCGCGGCGGUGUACUCGCAGAUGAGCACCAUGUUCAUCCUCCAGGGCGACACGCUGGACCAGCGCAUGGGGUCCAAGUUCAAGAUCCCCUCGGCGACGCUCUCCAUGGUGGACACCAUCAGCGUCAUCUUCUGGGUGCCCGUCUACGACCGCGUCAUCGUGCCCGUCGUGCGCUCCUACACCGGCCGUCCCCGAGGGUUCACGCAGCUGCAGCGGAUGGGCAUCGGCCUCGUCGUCUCCAUCUUCUCCAUGGUGGCGGCGGGCGUGCUGGACAUCGUGCGGCUGAACGCCGUGGCGCGGCACGGCCUGUACGGCAAGGACGACCACGUGCCCAUCUCCAUCUUCUGGCAGAUACCGCAGUACUUCAUCAUCGGGUGCGCGGAGGUGUUCACCUUCGUGGGGCAGCUGGAGUUCUUCUACGACCAGGCGCCCGACGCCAUGAGGAGCAUGUGCUCCGCGCUGUCGCUCACCACCGUCGCGCUCGGCAACUACCUCAGCACGGUGCUGGUGACCAUCGUCACGCACAUCACCACCAGGAACGGCAACAUCGGGUGGAUCCCGGAGAACCUCAACCGGGGCCACCUCGACUACUUCUUCUGGCUGCUCGCCGUGCUCAGCCUCCUCAACUUCCUCGUCUACCUCGUCAUCGCCACCUGGUACAAGUACAAGAAGACGGCCGAUGAUAUCCCGGACGCCAAAGGGGAGCACUGAUGGGCAGGGCAGUUGACACUUGACACUACUACAGCAUGAUGGCCGACUCAGUGAACCGAGAUGGCGAAAAUGAAGUGAUUUCUCUCUGUGGUCGUUAGCUGCCGGUUUGUUUUGCCAGAGUCUGUGUGCUUAAACGAUACUUUUAGUUCACUGUAGAUGCCUGGGGCGAAUCCAUUGUUCAGAUGUCAUGUGUUGGUUUUAUAUGCGCAAUGCUCGAUCCCAAUGAUCAUAUCUA
Molecule: messenger RNA, 2473 nt
Organism: Sorghum bicolor (sorghum)
Lineage: Eukaryota; Viridiplantae; Streptophyta; Magnoliopsida; Poales; Poaceae
Product: protein NRT1/ PTR FAMILY 8.1-like
Exons: 4
Coding region: 493-2238 (581 amino acids)
Biological process (GO): oligopeptide transport; transmembrane transport
Cellular component (GO): membrane
Molecular function (GO): transmembrane transporter activity
Source: RefSeq, a predicted model, not a curated record